Salvia hispanica is the source of this 957-nucleotide messenger RNA. The record is from RefSeq and is a predicted model, not a curated record. NCBI's taxonomy places the organism in Eukaryota, Viridiplantae, Streptophyta, Magnoliopsida, Lamiales, Lamiaceae.
AUGAUUUUAGUUACAGUAAACAUUCUCUUUACCCUCAUCUCAUCUGCACCACUGACCGAUUUCACCACUGAUCGAGAUGCUCUUCUUGCUUUCAAAAAAGCCAUCACUGUCGACACAGAUGGCGUGUUGAGCAACAGCUGGCUUACCAACACAUCCAUCUGUGUCUGGGCCGGUGUCACCUGUGGCAUCAAACACCACAGGGUCACUGCCCUCAAUCUCUCCAACUUCGCCCUCCACGGAAACCUCUCCCCACAUCUGGGAAACCUAACGUUUCUCCGGUCCUUGGACGUUAGCUCCAACAACUUCACAGGCAUCUUACCUACUGAGCUGUCUAAACUACACCGUCUGAAGCAUCUAAGCGCAUCAUCGAACAACUUCAGUGGAGAAAUCCCGGGAGUCAUCCUUACGAACAUGUCUGUAUUGGAAUAUAUUGAUCUGAGGUCGAACAACCUAUCAGGCGCGCUGCCAAGUGAUAUGUGCAACAAUACUCCGAAACUGAAGAUAUUAGUUCUCAGAGAGAAUCAAAUAUAUGGAAAUAUUCCAAGGAGUAUAUAUAAGUGUAGUGAGAUGCAGAAGUUGGGCUUGUCCAUGAAUAUGUUAAGUGGAAACUUACCAACCGAAGUUGGAAAUCUUAGUAUGCUUACAGUUUUAUCCCUAUAUGAUAAUGAUCUCCAAGGAAAUAUUCCAUCUUCUGUUUUCAACGUUUCACGGUUGGAAUUCAUCUACCUCAGUGGCAAUACUCUGUCAGGUUGCAUACCAAAGGAGAUUGGAAGUCUUACCUCCUUGAAAUAUCUUUAUCUGUAUUAUAAUAACUUGACAGGUCAUAUUCCAAGACAAUUCGGGAACCUCUCUUCACUAUUAGGGCUGAAUAUUGCUUCCAAUAAGUUGGCGGGUAUUCAUGAUCAUAUCAUUACUAAAUUUCUACUAGUAUUUUAAAUAAUUCAUAUUGUCUCUGUU